AUGUCUUCGCCCUACUAUCCUUCUGGUAUCCAUAGUCGCCCGACCUCGUACAUUGCCUUGGAAUGUGUCAGGUCUGGAGUACCAUUUGAUGAAUACGCAAAGCUACGAGGACAACAAAAUAUUGAAUCAUUUAUAUUUCUAAAGAGCUAUCUUUAUGAGGAGAAAGCGUUCUUGAACAUGUCUUCUGACUCGCUCUCCCAUCUCGGCCAGGGUUCUCAUGAAGUUCACCGCCGUCAUGCCCUCAGCACUGCAGAUGGUGGAGACGUCUACGAGAUGAUGCAGUAUCGGGAGAGUGUGAAAAGGAUGCCAGCUAGGAUAGUUACAGAUGCGGGGAUGCCGGUUAGGAGCUCGUUUUACUGGAGUAGUAGCGGGGAUGAAGAGGAGGGCGAGACGACGGAGAAGGGAAGAAAUACCUGGAUAGGGUAUUGGAAGAAACACUCUGAGGACUUCCAAGCGGCUGAGAAUCAAGUUAGAUGGAAUACCAUAAGCUUAUCCUGCUUUGACUAA
Messenger RNA from Lindgomyces ingoldianus, 507 nucleotides. RefSeq lists its product as uncharacterized. The coding region runs from base 1 to 507 and encodes 168 amino acids. NCBI's taxonomy places the organism in Eukaryota, Fungi, Ascomycota, Dothideomycetes, Pleosporales, Lindgomycetaceae. The transcript is spliced from 4 exons. The record is from RefSeq and is a predicted model, not a curated record.